AUGCUCUUUCAUGUUGUUAAAGGUGUGAGAGUCCUCGUAGAUGCCAGAGAGAAACUUCAUAUCCCUUGGGGAGAUCCUGCUAACCAGAGUAAUGGAGAUACGAUGAUGGCUUUUGAUACUCGGUCAGUCAUGGUGGUGCAAGGCAUGGUGGAGACGUCAGUUUUUUUGCAGUACCUUCCAGCCAUAAGAGCUCUCUGGGCGGAUAGUGGCAUCCAGCACGCGUACGACAGGCGCAGAGAAUUCCAGCUGGGGGAAUCUGUGAAGUAUUUCUUGGACAACUUGGAUAAACUUGGAGAACAAGAUUAUCUUCCCUCACAGCAAGAUAUACUGCUGGCACGAAGACCCACAAAAGGGAUUCAUGAGUACGACUUUGAAAUAAAAAAUGUUCCUUUCAAAAUGGUUGAUGUAGGUGGCCAAAGGUCAGAACGGAAACGUUGGUUCGAAUGCUUCGACAGUGUCACGUCAAUACUCUUCCUUGUUUCCUCGAGUGAAUUUGACCAAGUGCUUAUGGAGGAUCGGCAAACGAAUCGCCUUACGGAAUCCCUGAACAUUUUUGAAACAAUAGUCAAUAACCGGGUUUUCAGCAAUGUCUCAAUCAUUCUCUUCUUAAAUAAGACGGACUUGCUUGAGGAAAAAGUACAAAAAGUGAGCAUCAAAGACUAUUUUCCAGAGUUUGAAGGGGAUCCCCACUGCUUAACAGAUGUCCAAAAAUUCCUGGUGGAUUGUUUUCGUACUAAACGCCGGGACCAGCAGCAGAAGCCCCUCUACCACCACUUCACCACUGCUAUUAACACAGAAAACAUCCGGCUAGUUUUCCGUGAUGUCAAGGAUACCAUCCUUCACGACAACCUCAAGCAGCUUAUGUUACAGUGAUGUGCAAAAAGACAUUUUUAUUUGAGUAAUUUUUGUGUGUGUUUUUUUUUUUAACUAGAAGUUUACAGCAGGAGUAGAGAAAUCCAGAUCCUGUCAGACUUCUUGAUAAUGUGGCUAAAAGCUGCUGCUGAACACAUUAUUGCCAAUUUCUGCAGAAAUUCAGGCUUAAUCUCUUCCAGUGUAGCUUCAAGUUGACUCAAGUUGUAAUUUCAUAGCAGACCUAUGUCUAAGUUACCUGUAAAGUGAUAAAUUUGACCUUUUAAGAAUGUGUAUAUUAUCCUAGAAAGUUCAUUCCACCUUCAGAAUUCCAAGUCCAAACUUCAGUUAAAUGGUUGCAAUUGUUAGACUGUGGCGGUAAUUUAAGGGGGGAGAAGCUUUUCACAUCUAACUUCAUUAUGAAGACUGUGAUACUAUAGCUGACAUGAUUUCUCAGGUCUGUUGUUGGUUAGAAAUCCCAUAAAUCCCUUGCUGGCAUCAUCUGCUUGAAGCUAGGGUUCCUGGGUGUAACGUACUUCCUGUUUAAGUAUAAAUCUUUGCAUGGGGUUUGACUAGGCGAUGCUUCAAAAAUACUUAGAUUGGGAGCUUCAGACGUCUCUGGCAGGAAGUACUACCGCAGGCAGAAGCCUAGCGACGAGGAAUUAGUGAAUGGCACAGUACACGGUUUCACGCUAUUGCAUUGUACGUACGUCUUAGAGCCAUGGCAAAGCACAGAGCACUAUGAUACGGUCCUCUUGAAAUUCUGAUGUGGGAAGGGGGAGCAAGCUAAACUUGUAUUUCUUAUCUUCACUAACC
Molecule: messenger RNA, 1665 nt
Organism: Nipponia nippon (crested ibis)
Lineage: Eukaryota; Metazoa; Chordata; Aves; Pelecaniformes; Threskiornithidae
Source: RefSeq, a predicted model, not a curated record